AUUCCCUCGAUCUUCGAUCAACAGAACGGCAUGAAGUCCACUGUUCGAGCGGCCAUAUGGUUGGCAGUUGGAUGCAUGGCUCUGCCGCCGCAAUUGCAGGCCGAUCCGAUGAGUAGCGGGAAGAUGAAAUAUCGGCGUGCGAAGGCGCCAUCGUACUUCAACGAAGAGGAGACGAGCAGUUCGAUGAUUGCGUCUAGCAGCAACGGCGGCGUCGACGAGAACAGCAUAGGCCCCACUACUAUUGGCAACGUUGCAAAAAUCAGCAAUGGCGGCAAGAGCCAUGUCGAUUCCAUUAUAACGAAUCCUAUACCUCCUCGGGGAAUUGCCGCAACGAUUAACAGCGGCUCGAUCACGACGCUCUUGUCCUCCUCCUCCUCCUCCUCGUCCUUGCCGUCGACGGUGACGACAUCAUUGUUUACAUCGACGUCCGCUGCGCCAAUGUCAUUGUCGACGAGUCACGGCCCGUCUUCUUCCGCCGAGCUCGCGUCCCCGACGGGCGGCGGUUUGUUGUCAUCCGCGUCGACCUUGUCGACCGCGGAAGCGAGGACAGAGUUGGGCGCACCGUCGACGGGCAACCGUGGCGCGACAAGCACAACGACCGCGAGAACGACGACGACGGCUAGGAUAUCGACAAUGGCGAUAAAUACAAGCAGCUCGAAUUUGACCACGUUCCCCACCGAGGCCUCCUCGAGAACGAUCGCCUCGAAUCGGGACGCGAGCACCUUUUUACCAUCCUCGAAGAAAUCGACGACCAGCUUUAACGAAAUCACCACCACUCCCGCCUCGACCUCGUCGAAGGAGAUGCGAGAAUCCACGGGCAAGAUCCGGCCCCAGAUCAAAUUGACGAUGAACUACACGAAUCUUGGCGAGACUGGGGUACGACUACCGGAGGGUGCAAGCGCAGCUCUUGCAAAACCAACCAAGUACCACUACUAUCCGCACAAUCAGCAUAUCUACUUGUUACCAGAGUGCGCGGUACAGCAGGUUUGCAAUGCCGUUUACGUUAGGCUGAACUUUACUCAGCCUCUGUGCGCUUGCCCAGGAAGAUACCGCGAUCCUUGCAGCGCCUCGCUCGACAGCGACGAUCUCCACACUACCGAGCUGGUCACCGACCCACGAACCAAGGCUCUAACAUUGGUGAAAACGUGUGAACCGGUGGCGGAAAUGCGCGAGUGCAGAAUACCAAGAGACUGGUCUCUCCUCGCGCUACAAAACGUGCGAACAGGGAAAUCUCAUUAUCUCGUGAUAUGUCGCUGUCCCGACGCCAAUAUAUUGGAGGGUCCUAUGAGUCACGAUCAGCCAACGUACGCGAGUGUGCCAGGAAUUCGUGUUUAUGGGAUGAUGUGCGUGCAAGGAAAUCGAAAAGGGCGGCCAUUAAGAUAUAAGCGCAGCGUUUCAGAUGAUUUCCAUCGAGAGAUCGACGAGGAGUCUGCCGCGUACAGAGAAGAGACGAGCGAACGAUUGAAGUUUCCAUGGUACAAAGUACGGCAACUAAUGGAUUCAAUUAUUUGGGAUUAGAUUCAUUAGCUAAACUUCC
Apis florea (little honeybee) is the source of this 1537-nucleotide messenger RNA. It is a transcript of the gene dsx-c73A, whose product is annotated as doublesex cognate 73A. The record is from RefSeq and is a predicted model, not a curated record. Lineage: Eukaryota; Metazoa; Arthropoda; Insecta; Hymenoptera; Apidae.